Colletotrichum abscissum is the source of this 1800-nucleotide messenger RNA. RefSeq lists its product as uncharacterized. The transcript has a single exon. The record is from RefSeq and is a predicted model, not a curated record. NCBI's taxonomy places the organism in Eukaryota, Fungi, Ascomycota, Sordariomycetes, Glomerellales, Glomerellaceae. The coding region runs from base 1 to 1800 and encodes 599 amino acids.
AUGGAUUCAUCUAGAAUGGAGUCUUUGACGAUUUCUACACCAGGCGAUCCCGAGACAACCCUCGACCAGAAUAUCCAUAAUCUCAAGUCAUGCCUAAAGCAGAAGCGUCCUGUGAUCUCGGAAAUACAACAAAUCCAAGUUGCACUACCCACGAAUCCGGAGAACACCCGAGAGAUUUCCGGACACGUGCAGCGUAAAAGCGCUGGAACCUCACGAGCACAGCCACCACCGAGACGGCAACCGCAUGUCGCUUCGUCUAUCAAAGACUCCAAAACAAGCAAGCGAGAGAAAACCCGAAGAAGACUUGGAAACAGCGAAGACAGCGACUCAGACUCGGACUCGAACUCUGCCCGGCAAGGCAAAGAAGACGAGACUACCAUAGCUACGCGCCAAAAAGAGGUUGAGGAUGCGGCCUCGUAUGAAAAUGAACCAGCAGACCGCGAGGCACUGGAGCAAGAAGAUAGAGAGAGGAUGAAACUUUUCCAAGUGCUGAGGAACGUUGCUCUCAAAUGGGAAGACGUAAGCCACGUACGCCGCAAUCACCGACGAGAAGGGGGCUUCAGAAGAGAGCAAUUGCUCCGUCGUUUCUGGAAGAAGAGGGACAACGUGCAUGCAGGACUGAUGCGUUCCUCCCGGAAUACGGCCGGACCUCGUCAGCUAAAUGAGGCUUUACAAAAAUUCCACGAUCAUUACGAUGAUUCGACCAAAUCCGACCGUCUCCGAGAAGAAAUCAAGGGAUGGGACUCCAAACGACAGGACUUUCUCGACGAGGCUCUCUACGGCGAUAUCGAGGAGAAGCUCCGUGAACAAAGCCAGAAAAAAAAGCCGGCCAAGACGUUGGAGGAGAUCAUACUUCGCGUUGAAUCAGAUCUCAUCGACUUUUUUCCCGUAUUUGACCGUCCUUGGCGUGGUUGGGGACUGCAACCUCACGAGAGGUCCAAUUUCGAUCCUGCCAAUCAUGAGAGGUAUUUCCUAAGAGAGAGUCUCAAUAGCAAGGUCAGCUCUGAACAGCGCCUUGCCAGCAUUCUCGGGGAAAUGUACUUGGAGUGGUGGAUUGAGCUGGUACAGGCUCCCAACGGACCUCGAGUUGGUCUGCGUGAGAUGAUCACUGCUCGCCUGGACUCCUUUUACAAGACUCACAGACUUUCGGACGAACUUUCUCGAGUUCGGAGUUUUCUUAUCGAGCCCUAUCUGGAAAGGCUCAGUUCCGGCAUUUCCCAUGCUUUGGAACUCGCUUUAGAGUCGGGGGUCUCUCCCGAGGCGUCGAUACAUCAAUUCCCGGACCAUUUGGACGUCAUCCAGAUCAUCAAAGAAUCACGAGUCAACGGGUCUCUCACACGCGACUACAUGGAUUGGAUAAGCUCAGAUUUGAGUGCUGAAGAUAUCGAGAGUAUCUGCGAGGCAUGGAAAAUAACGUUGAGGACUGACACAUGUAACACGUACCGGAAAACCAUGGCGUCGAUCGUCGACAUUCGACAAGAGUUUUGCCUUGGCGUUCGUGAACCUGGAGUCGUCUCUUUGAUUCUCUUGAAAGGAGGCUAUCCUGCAACAGUCAAAGACGUUUCGGCAGAAGAACUGGAGAACAUGGGCUGGUUUAAACAUGAGAAUGGAGGCUAUUGGCGGUAUGAAUAUGAGAGCGCCUACUGGAGAGGCACAAAGUCGGGAGAGAUGGCCAUCUUUCGUGUAACCAUGGAAGGGGAAGUUCAGGGCAUGCAAUCGCUUAAUGGUGACUGGGUCCAUUGGGGUGAUCGUGAAGAUACACAGGAAGAGUCUUUUCACAGUCUACCUAGACAGCUCUGA